Molecule: messenger RNA, 351 nt
Organism: Plasmodium gonderi
Lineage: Eukaryota; Apicomplexa; Aconoidasida; Haemosporida; Plasmodiidae
Product: small nuclear ribonucleoprotein
Exons: 3
Coding region: 1-351 (116 amino acids)
Biological process (GO): spliceosomal snRNP assembly; RNA processing
Cellular component (GO): U2 snRNP; SMN-Sm protein complex; U1 snRNP
Molecular function (GO): RNA binding
Source: RefSeq, a predicted model, not a curated record
AUGUCAGUAGGAAUACCCAUAAAAUUGUUGCAUGAGGGAAUAGGCCACACAGUUUCCGUUGAAACGAAAUCAGGAAUUCUCUACAGGGGCACAUUACUUUUUGUAGAAGACAAUAUGAACUGCAUGCUUGAGAAUGUAACCGUAGUUAAAAAGGACGGGAAACAAAUUCUGCUAGAACAAGUGUACAUACGAGGAGGAAGCAUUUGUUUUAUGAUUUUCCCAGAUAUGUUAAGGUAUGCUCCAAUAUUUAAAGUGAACAAAGCGAAAACAAAAACAAACUUUGCAACAAUUAGAAGGGCAAUGGAAGUGCAUGCUAGAAUGGCAUCGAAGAAUAGAGAAACAAAAGCAUAA